This is a messenger RNA of Symbiodinium necroappetens, 450 nucleotides long. The record is from the annotation of a GenBank genome assembly. Lineage: Eukaryota; Dinophyceae; Suessiales; Symbiodiniaceae.
AUGGCAGCAGCAGAUGAUGACUUGGUGGCCUUGAACGACCGGCUGGAAGAAAGCAAAGAGGCCCGUGGAGUGCGUGGAGGUUUAGGGCGUGUCAAAGGUGCACAGCAGACUCCCUGGGGACAGGGCUUCUUUCUUUCAGCAAAGACAAAAUGGGAGCCCGCAGGAAGCGAUCCGUUGUACAAGCGAUUUACCCGGGGCCCAGUCUUGGGAGAAGCCAAGGCCGAUGCUGACAUUUGGCGCAGGCACGCAGAGGUGGCACUUACGGAAGCAGGUGGUGAGAUGACUUGGCAGGAGCUGCGGGAUGAGGUCGUGGCUCGAAGAGGCAAGGACUUCGCACAAGGAGACCAGGUUGACACCUCGCUGUGGCCAUUCAUGGCACUGGCUUAUUUGCCCGAGAAGUUCCUCAGCGAAGAGGACGCCAUGGUCCGGCUCGGUGGGGAGCCACAAUAG